This is a messenger RNA of Exaiptasia diaphana, 727 nucleotides long. RefSeq names its product ubiquitin-fold modifier-conjugating enzyme 1. Gene Ontology annotation, cellular component: cytoplasm. Gene Ontology annotation, molecular function: UFM1 conjugating enzyme activity. Gene Ontology annotation, biological process: protein K69-linked ufmylation. The record is from RefSeq and is a predicted model, not a curated record. Lineage: Eukaryota; Metazoa; Cnidaria; Anthozoa; Actiniaria; Aiptasiidae. The coding region runs from base 187 to 687 and encodes 166 amino acids. The transcript has 6 exons.
ACAAAAUCGGUGAAAUAGUAAAGGAUGAAAUUCUAGACUACAACUUCAAAUUAUUGAGAUUUAGAUACGCACAGAAUGCAUUUGGAGUUACAUCAUAAAUUUAUUUAGAUGUAAUGACCAUAGAAAAGCUAAUAUUCUAAAAAACGUAGUUUUCGCACAUGCGUACUGAGGGAAAGAAGAAACAAGAUGGUCGACGAGGCGACAAGGAAGACUGUAGCAGCAAUUCCUUCGUUAAAAACAAAGGCAGGGCCGCGGGAUAAGGAUGAUUGGGUACUUAGAUUAAAAGAAGAAUAUACUGCUCUUAUAAAGUAUGUAAGCAAUAAUAAGGAGGCAGAUAAUGAUUGGUUUCGAUUAGAAUCUAACAAGGAAGGAACAAGAUGGUUUGGAAAAUGUUGGUAUAUCCAUAACCUUUUAAAAUAUGAAUUUGAUGUCGAGUUUGAUAUUCCAAUCACAUAUCCAACCACAGCUCCAGAAAUUGCUCUUCCAGAGUUAGAUGGGAAAACUGCCAAAAUGUACAGGGGAGGUAAAAUAUGCAUGACAGAUCACUUCAAACCAUUAUGGGGACGAAAUGUUCCUAGAUUUGGAAUAGCACAUGCAAUGGCAUUAGGGCUUGGUCCAUGGUUGGCUGUAGAAAUCCCAGAUCUUAUAGACAAAGGACUUAUUUCACAUAAAGAUAAAAGUCAAUAAUAGUAAUAAUUCAUCCAAUAAAAAUAAUUCACUUGUGAGA